Molecule: messenger RNA, 5236 nt
Organism: Bombus pascuorum
Lineage: Eukaryota; Metazoa; Arthropoda; Insecta; Hymenoptera; Apidae
Gene: rictor
Product: rapamycin-insensitive companion of mTOR
Exons: 9
Coding region: 616-5157 (1513 amino acids)
Biological process (GO): positive regulation of phosphatidylinositol 3-kinase/protein kinase B signal transduction; TORC2 signaling
Cellular component (GO): TORC2 complex
Molecular function (GO): protein serine/threonine kinase activator activity
Source: RefSeq, a predicted model, not a curated record
UUAUCAGUGUUUGUAUAAAUAUUAUACAAUUAACAAAAUAUAAUGAGCUUUAAUUUUAUCAAAGUAACUAUUAUAAAGCGAUCUAAGAUACAAAACAUUAUUGUUUCGGAAUUGAAUCUUCUGAACAGGCUAGUCUAGACCAGUCACCAGUCAAGCAUGUCAUACAGUGCAUUUUACUUGUAUCUUCGUAUAUAAUGGGAAAUAUAUUAGGAUUUCAAAAAUAAAGUAUAUAAUAUACAGAGCUUGUAUUCAUCGUAAAAUAUUGUUUGGAAAACAAAAUAAUACGAAACUAUAUACGUUUUCAAAGACCUAAAGAAAGAUUAAAGAAAGAAAGCACAUUCUUCAGUUGAUUGCAUGUCUAUCGUGAAUCGUGACUCUUGCAACUUUUUUCAGGUACCUACAAUUUUCCCGAAGAGUGCGGUAUAUUGAGUACAACGUGCAAGCAACGUUCUCAUGUAACACUUGAUUUGUGUUAUACUUGGUUUAUCAGUAGUGGAUUUAUAGUGCUUCAGGCUUCGGGUUAACAAUAAGAAUGACAUAUACCAUGCAAAAGACUUGUGGUAACAAUCGGAUAAAAAGUGUUGAUCGUGAUCGUGGGUAGCAGCCGGUAAAGAAAUGGCAAUUUCUAGCUGGAUGAUCUGGGGUAGGAGUCUUCGUACGAGCAGAUCUCAUCGAAGCCGUCAAGAGAGUGAAGACAGCUGCGUGCAACUCGAUCUGUCAAGAGGAUUGAAAGAAAAUGUGAAAGAAGUUUUGACCAAUCUUUAUCAACGGGAAAAUGUUCCAAGUAUAAAAAAAUUAGCCUAUCUUAAUGCCAUUGUUAAAUUAAUUAGCGAAAAUGAUUCACCAGAUUAUGGGUAUUCCAUUAGUGAUGUAUUUUGCUGCUUGCGGGUGGGACUUGUACACGAAGCAACACAAGUUCGUGCAGCUGCACUACGAGCUGUACGAUACAUGCUCAAAAAAGAACAAGAUGUUGUUGCAAUUAAUAAAUUACAAUAUCCAUAUUUUGUGGCUAGAAGUAUGGAUGUUAAUUUACGAAAUGAAAUGGAGAGGAUGCAGGCUCUUAGACUUGUUAGAAGAAUUUUAGUAUUAGCUCCAAAACAUUUUAGUCCUAUUUUAGCAAGAUCUUUAAUAAGUCUAACAAAUGGAGGAGUUGAAGAAAAAGAUGGAGCAUUUCGAGCAUUUUUAGCAACUCUUUGUGAAUUAGGUGUUUUAAAUUCAAAUUUGUUAAUCAGUUGUGGAGGAAUUAGUGCCCUAGCAAGAGCUGCCAUGACUGGACAAAGUCCUACUAUAAUUGAAUCUGUUGUGGGAGUUUUAUUGAAAUUAUUAAAUACUCCUGAUACUAGGAGUAGUGUUUCUCUUAUGUGUUUUGCAGCUCCCUAUUGUGAGCUCCAUUCUGCAAGUAUAAAUAGAACAAAAGAAGAACGAGAAAGAUUUGCAGCAAGCAAGUUAGCAUUACUAAGUAUAUUAAGAUCCUAUUCUGGAGUUUUACACUUUUGCCGACCUGAUGACAAUUCUGGAUUGAAAGCUAUAGCAGAUGUGUUAUAUGUUGAGCAACUCGAAGUAAGAGGUGCUGUUUUAGAAUUACUUUAUGAGUUGUUGGAUUUACCUUUGCCUACUUGGACAGAUGAACCUGACGUUGCUCUAGCAGCAGUAGAUCCCAGCAGAGCUCGUGAUUCUUGGAAAUUGUCAGAAGGCUUUGUUGCAGCUGAAGGAAAAUAUAUUCUACCAUCCUUAUCAUCACAUUGUCCAAAUAUUACAGAAAUACAUUUAGCAUUAUUGGUAUAUGCUUUACUAGAAUGCGGUCUACAUCGUGCUCUAGCAGAGACUAUUGUUUCCACUGAUACUUUUAUUUCUGUACGUGCAGCUGUUUUGCUAGGUGCACUACUGCAUCUUGCACAUUCUCUUUUGCCUUCUGAAGUAUGUGAUCUUACUCCUCCUUUACCGAAUUUAUUAGAGCAUGCAAGUGCUGGAAAGCAUCAAGCUUUAGCAGCUGUUGCAAUUUUGGAACGAAUGCACACUAUGAUGCGACGAAGACCGGCACCAGCAAGUCUAUUUCUCGAUAAAAUUUUGCAAGCUGGUACGUGGUUAAGACCAACAUUACCAAGGCGUCAACGAACAUCCAGUAGACAUUGGUUACGUCGAGAAUCACCGACUACACCUCUUUUGAAAGAUGCGCAAGUACUCAGCUCUAAGGAUGCUCUUGCUUGGAAUUGGCCGGUAGUACGAUCUAUAUUACGUUCACGGGAUGAUAUUGCGCGAAUACUCCAUGAUUCUGAUCACAGGUUAUUUAUGAAAAGACUUGUACGUUACUUUAAACCAUGUUCCAAUGGCUACAGUAGAGUGGAGUUAGCAACAAAUGCUAAUUUAGCACGAGAAGCAACACUAGCUGGUUGUGAUUUAUUGAAUUGUUUAUUGGAAAUUCCUGAACCUGAGAGUACAAAAUUAUUAUUUGAAUUAAUCGAGGAUGUUGAUGAGCAAAUCUCCAGUAUUCGAACAGCUCAAUCUGCUCACGAAUGUUUAUUUUCACCUCGUCAUAUGUCUACUACUUGUUGUCAAAAAUAUUUUCUAUUUCUUGGACAACUGAGCCAUUCAGCAAAGGGAACUAGGAUUUUAAAAGAAUUUCAAUUAUUAGGAAAACUGCAAGAUUUGGCUUUAGCUACUAAUCACGACUGUUACGUUAAACUUAUAAUAUCAAGCUUAGAUUAUUCUAGAGAUGGACCUAAUAGAAAAGUAUUGACUAAGAUUAUUACAGAAGCUACAUUAGACAGUACACGUCUAUAUGCGACACAGUUCCUCCGAUUGAUACUCAGAGCCAGAAUGGCUGAUGCCUAUCGUUGGGCAAUAACAUUAUUGUCAGAACGGUUGUCAGAUUUCAAUAAAACUAUAGCACUAACUGCAUUAGAGGCAUUACACGAAGCCUGCGACGAACCAGAAUAUUUAGAAGCUUUAUUGCAACAAGGCGGACAAUUUCGGGAUUGGGAUAAAUGGCUGGAAGAAUUAGGCGAUAAAGGUUACUUGCUGAAAAUUCGACUAUACUCUCUACAUCAGGGUUUCACAACACUUUCGUCUCCUGCAGAGGAAUUAGAAAAAUGGAUAAGUCCAGGAGGUUUUGCAGAGAGAUAUGUUGGUUUAAUAGAGGGAGAAAUACAUGAUGCUUUAACUCGUCGUCAAAGAAACGAAACAGGAAGUUAUCAUAGAAGAACAAGUAACGUUCCCAUGACACCACAGAAUAUUUUUAUCCUACCACAUUUAAUAGGUCAAUUGGUGCAACACGAUUUAGGUAUGCAGCUGUUAUUACGUCGAAAUGUAAUACAACGUUUUACCCGUGUUGUUCAAAGAUUUAGACUAGAAUUUGGUAACAGAGAUUCGGAAUCAAACUCAAGAUGUACUAAGACUAAUCGUUCUGUGAUUGAUGAUGCUUGCGCUAUGUCUGAAGAAUCUGGUACAGAUGAAACAGUAGAAUCAAAUAGAUUAGAGACAAUAAUGGAUUCAGAAACUGUGGAAAGCGUGGAUAUAAGUUAUCCGCAAAAAGUUGACUCUCUAGAAGUAGAUAUUCGACGAAAAACAAGUCUAGAUGAUUCCAGACGAACUACCUUAGAAAGAAAUUGGAGGUUAGAGCCUGAAUCUCGAGAUGAUCAAACGAGCUUAAGUAAAAGAAUUUUAAAAGUAAAGUCCGCGCUAUGGGCGCUUGGUCACAUGGGAACCUCAGCAGCAGGAGUAGAACAAUUAAAUCAUGCAGGCAUUAUAGAAUUGUUAACUUCCAUAGCGGAAACGUGUUCAUAUUAUAUAGUACGAGCAACAGCCAUGUAUGCUCUUAGUUUGAUUGCUACAACUCGUGCAGGUGCAGAUGCACUGUCGACAUUUGACUGGCCAUGUGUUAGACACAGACGUGGAGACCAUUGGCCAGUUGUUCCUCCUACGAACAGAUAUCCAGCUCCGAGCCCGAUUCCUAUACAACGACAUCAUCGGAGUCUCAGUGAUGGUAAGCCCGAAUUACCUGAACCAGUUGCUCGAAGAACUAGAAAUCGAUCUGAAAGUGCAGCUACGGAUCUCGAAGCCAGACGCUAUGCGUUACCAGAAAGAGGAGAGACACCAAGUCCUGUUUCAAGUAUUCAAAGAUUAAGCCAACAAGAUGCUGAGGGGUAUGCAAGACUUCGUAGUUUACAACGUCAUCGGAGACCUAGUUAUUCUCAAAGUAGCUUAGAGAUGUAUAGUUUAGACGGUCGGCUUUCGUUACAAAGUUUAUCCGAAUUUGAUUCAUCUCGCAACUGGAUUGCGGAACAAGUACUCACUCCAACACCUCCACCUCCUGAUGAUAAUCAUGAUAAUUUAUCGUACAUGGGUAUUGCGCUUCCAAAGAGACUUAUAACUAUAUUUCCGGAACCACCACAGUUGUCGGUUCCAGCUAUAACACUGGAUGAUGCUCCUAAGUCAGAUGUAGAAACGACCGAAGUAGAUGAGGAAUCUUGUUCAGAAUGUGAUGUAGAUGCAGAACAUUAUCGUAUAUGUUUAGUAUGUUCUCAUGGUAAAAGUAGCAGCAAAGAUAUGAUUCCAGAAAAAGACUUAAAGUUACAGAGGAAAAUACUUAGGCAUGCACAGCGAUUGGCAAACCCUGUAUGGUAUCGUAAUAGUCGACAAACCUUGCUUAGAUUAAGACAGUUACACUCAGAAAGGUUUCAGGAUAUUUGUUUAUUUUCGGAUGUAGCUGCUCGUUUAGGUAGUAAUACAUAUAGGAUGCAAGCUCGGCGAUUUUUACAAGAAUUAUUUCUAGAUUCUACAUUCGAAGCACUUUAUGUAGAAGCAGCUAAUGUUUUAAAACUAAACGAUGGCAAUGGUGAUAAAUCCUUGCAAUCUCCCAUUUCCACGGCGCUUGAACCCGACUCCCGUGUGCCUUCCGAAAGUAAGGUCAAUGGAAGACUUACUUUUUCUGAGAUUCAAGUAGCACAGCUAGAUGCUGUUGCUGAAGAGGCGGGAGGUGAUUCCUGUGUGACUCAACAAUGCAAUAAACCACAAGAGCUUCUGCGCAAACCAGAACGGAGAAGCGACGAAAAGAUAAUUGCCGAAAUUUUAAAACCAGAAGAAAGAAUACGUUUAUCAAAGAGUUCUGAUAGAUUAUUAAAAGUAUCAGGUACAAACACUGCCAUCAGUCUUGAUUAGUAGUCACCAACUUUCAAACAGUUGUAAAUAUUUUGUAUUAAAGUAAUUACAAAAUAUGAAAUAAAUUACACUGCCAAAA